AUGACAAAAGUGUAUACAAGAGAGGACAGAGAACGAUGUGGAUUGAACAUUCCAGAAGAAUUUAAUGGAAUUGGUGAUGAAUGUUUUGAAGGAUGUUGUGAUAUUGAUAAAAUUAAUAUCCCCACAUAUAUUACAUCAUUAGGAUAUAAAUGUUUUUAUAGGUGUAAAUCAUUAACAUCUAUUAAUAUACCAACUUCUGUUGUUAAAAUAGGAAAUGAAUGUUUUGAAGGUUGUGAAUCAUUAACAAGUAUAAAUAUUGGAAAUGUUCAAUUUAUUAGUGAGGAUAGAGUGUUUGUAGGAAAAGAAAAACUCAAUUGUAUUAAACUUGGUAAUUUGAAAAGAAUAAAUGGAAAAGAAAUAAGAGAAAGAGAUGUUAAUGAAUUUGUUAUUCCAACAUCAAUCACUGAAAUAACGGAUGGUUGUUUUGAAGGGUGUAUGCCAUUAAAAUCAAUUAACAUACCAUCAUCUGUUAGUAAAAUAGGAAAUAAUUGUUUUAAAGAAUGUAAGUCAUUAAUAUCAAUUAAUAUACCAACGUCUGUUAGUGAAUUCGGAUGUUGGUGUUUUAGUGAAUGUCCAUCAUUAACAUCAAUUGAUAUUGGAAAUGUUCAAUUUAUUAGUGAGGAUAGAGUGUUUGUAGGAAAAGAAAAACUAGCAUCAAUUCCUAUUAAUAACUUAAAAAGAAUUAAUGGAAUGUCAAUAAGAAAAAGAGAUGUUAAUGGGUUUGUUAUUCCUACAUCAAUCACUGAAUUAGAAAAUGGAUGUUUUAAAGAAUGUUCAUCAUUAAGAUAUAUUAAUAUACCAACAUCUGUUAGUAAAAUAGACUGUGGUUGUUUUGAGUUAUGUUCAUCAUUAAAAUCAGUUAAUAUACCAACAUCUGUUAGUAAAUUAGACUGUGGUUGUUUUCAAGAAUGUUUAUCAUUAACAUCAAUUAAUAUACCAACAUCUGUUAAAAGUCUAGACAUAUUCUGUUUUUGUGGAUGUAAAUCAUUGGCAUCAAUUGAUAUACCAACAUCAGUUAAAGAAAUAGGAUUUAAAUGUUUUAGUGGGUGUAAAUGUGAAAAAAAACUAAAGAACGAUAAGAGAAUAGGGAAAAUCUACGUCCAUUGUGAUGAUUAUUAUGAUGACACAUGUGUUGUUGUCUAA
Molecule: messenger RNA, 1143 nt
Organism: Entamoeba dispar SAW760
Lineage: Eukaryota; Evosea; Mastigamoebida; Endamoebidae
Exons: 1
Coding region: 1-1143 (380 amino acids)
Source: RefSeq, a predicted model, not a curated record